CUGAGACUAUUAGAAACAUCUUCUCAGGACUACUGGUGAGUGCGCAUCUCUUUUGACAUAGUCAGUCGAGGUUGCGUCAAGAUCUCUUCAUUCAAUUUGUCUUUGAAAACAUUCUCAUAUCAAAAGAAACGAAAUAUCAUUGAUUUUGUCAAGAUUCGUGUUUCACGACUAGCGAAUUGAAAUAAACCCAAGAUGCGGUCUUCUGUUUUACUGUUAGCAGUUGGCGCUGUAUUUAUUGCAUCAUUAUUAAUCGAGCAAUCAGCUUCGGAACAGGUUGAUUGUAAUGGUUGCGCGUCGUGCAGACCCACUUGUGAAGGCGAAAAAGGAGAAAGGGGAGUGCGCGGCCCAACUGGACAACAAGGAGUCCAAGGUAUCCCGGGACAUCGAGGUGAAGAAGGGCCACAAGGCGUAAGAGGACUAAAGGGAGAGGAAGGUGAAGCUGGACCUGUAGGACCUAAAGGAAAUAGGGGGAAAAUGGGUCAUCCUGGACAUAAUGGAAGGCCUGGUAGUCCGGGUAUCCCUGGUAAUGAGGGACCUCGUGGUGAUCCUGGAGAUCCCGGAUGUAACGGAACAAAAGGCGAACCUGGCCGACCAGGUCCCAUUGGCGAAACAGGAAACACUGGUCCAAAGGGUUUUCCUGGACAACGCGGAAUGAAGGGAGAACCAGGAAAGACCAGUGGAUCGCGACAAGGAGUGAAGGGUGACCAAGGAGAGAGGGGUGAAACCGGAGCAAAGGGAAUUGUUGGGCCUGAAGGACCGAAAGGCGAAAAGGGAGACAAAGGAAUGGAAGGCGACAGGGGUGGAAGAGGUAUCAAAGGUGCCAGAGGAAUGAAGGGUGAAAUGGGAAUCCGUAUUGAAAGUAAAGGACAAAAGGGUGAGAUAGGUCAACCUGGCUUGCCUGGUGAACCAGGGAAUGUUAGCUUACCACUUACCAAAGGAGGAAAAGAAGGUCCGAUUUUCAAAGGAACAAAGGGUGAGAAGGGUGAACGAGGGAUGACUGGAAAUAGCGGCCAAAAGGGUGAUCAGGGACCGCAAGGCGACCCAGGCAGUCGUGGCGAAAAAGGAACGACUGGACCACAAGGAGAUUCUGGUCCAAGAGGCGCAAUGGGAAAAACUGGGGACAAAGGCGAUAGGGGAUCUGAUGGAAUCAAGGGGCCUCAGGGUGAAACAGGGGAGCGAGGGCCAAUUGGUGAUCCAGGACCUACAGGACCACCAGGGGAAAACGGUCUACCAGGCCCUGAGGGACCACCGGGUACUGGACCGCCCGGUCCUGAUGGUGAGAAGGGUAAUGAAGGACCUCGAGGAAUGCCAGGUUUGAAAGGGGAUUCGGGUGUUAAAGGUUCGGCUGGGAACCCAGGUUCUCCUGCUACUGGCUUACCAGGCGAGAAGGGUGAAAGAGGGCCACAAGGAGAUAGAGGAGAAGAUGGAAAACCAGGUAUUGCUGGCAUGAAGGGUCCCGAAGGACCUAAAGGUGAACCUGGAACACCGGGUACAGACGGAGAAAAAGGUUCACGUGGUUUGGAUAUGGAGGGCAAACCCGGUAUGGAUGGUCAACCUGGACAGCGUGGCGAUUCUGGACAAAAGGGAGAUAAAGGAACAGAAGGACCGCGAGGACCUCCGGGACCGACAGAUACAGUGACGGGUCCACAGGGCGAACCUGGACCACAAGGAGAUAAGGGAGAUAGGGGGGUACCUGGUCAAGAUGGCCAACCCGGUGGACGUGGUGCAAAAGGUGACGAAUGUAGUACCUGUCCACUCCCACAACCUGGAGCUAAAGGUGAACCAGGCCCUCGUGGUGCUGAUGGGACACCUGGUACAGCGGGUGAGUUUGGAUUAAAAGGCGCAAGAGGAGAGAGAGGCGAACAAGGCCAGCCCGGUCUUCCUGGAGCUAUGGGUGUGCAGGGUGACACUGGUGAUAAUGGUGCAAAAGGAGCCAGUGGUGAAAAGGGCGAAAAGGGUGAUGUAGAGAGAAUUACCGGUCAAAAGGGCGAGAAAGGGGAUAGAGGGACAAAAGGAAGAAGAGGGCAAAGUGGAGAAUCUGGUUUACCUGGAAGUCAAGGUGAUCGCGGUGAAGAAGGUGUUAAAGGUGUCAGAGGUAGCAAGGGUAACCAAGGUGGCAAUGGUGCUCCAGGGAUAAUGGGGGAGAAAGGUGAACCUGGAAACCGAGGAUCGCGUGGUGACAGCGCUGAGAAAGGAAACAGAGGUCCACAGGGUGAAAGGGGUGAUACAGGAAUAGAGGGACCACAAGGACCUCCAGGUGAUUGUAAAGACGACUCAACUAACCAGCCAACGGACAAAGGAGAAAUAGAAGGUGAUCCUGGCCCGAAGGGUGAUGAUGGUAAAGAUGGCAAAGAUGGGGAAGAUGGUGAAAAGGGAGAAAAAGGAAAUCCAGGUGGGGUUGGUGAAUCUGGAGACCCUGGGGCAAGUGAAAAGGGCGAACAGGGUAUGAAGGGUGAGAAAGGAGCAAAAGGAGAAGUUGGUUCCUUUACAGUAGGUGGGAAAGGGGAACCUGGAAAGCCUGGAGGGGACGGUAGUAGCGGAGACAAAGGUGAUAGGGGUGAACAAGGACCUCCAGGAAAAGCUCAAGAUAAAGGUGAAAAGGGUGAGAAGGGAGUACCGGGAGUAAAAGGACCAUCAGGACCACCAGGUGCGAUAGGUAUGCCCGGAGCUCCUGGCGCUCUCGGAAAGAAAGGUGAUGAAGGUGAACCUGGUUCACCCGGAAAGGAUGGUAGAGAUGGCAACGAUGGUGUUGGGGGAGCGAAAGGGGACAAGGGCAAUUCAGGUCCCGCCGGCGAGGACGGUUUUCCAGGUACAAAAGGUGACGCAGGUGCAGCCGGGCCAAAGGGUGAUACUGGACCCAAGGGUGUAACUGGACCUCCAGGAUUCAGAGGUGAAAAGGGAGACCAAGGUGUGCCUGGUAACCCUGGUGAAAGGGGUGUAGAAGGUCCGGUUGGCCCUCCUGGUGAGAAUGGUUUGAAGGGAGACAAAGGAGCACCCGGUAGUGAGGGACCAAAAGGGGACACGGGGGAACCCGGUGCAGAAGGGCCACGGGGCCCUGAAGGACCACCUGGGGAAAAGGGUCGUAUGGGUGGUGAGGGUCGACCAGGAAAAGAUGGUGCACCCGGACCUCAAGGAGUGGAAGGAGAUGUUGGAUUACCGGGUAAUCCAGGACCUGAAGGACCACCAGGUCCACAAGGAAAUAAAGGCGAGAGAGGCCCCAUUGGCAAGGGGGAUAAAGGAAGUCCAGGACCCACAGGUGACAAGGGUGGUCUUGGUUUCCCCGGAGUGAAGGGAGAGCCUGGAAAUCUUGGAAAUGAUGGAGACAGAGGACCUCAAGGAAAUCCUGGAGAAGCAGGCGAUCAAGGCGAGCCAGGUCAAAAAGGAAACAUAGGGAUCUCAGUGUCUGUAAAAGGGGAUCAAGGAGAGAGAGGAGAGCAAGGUCCACCAGGUAUUCAAGGACCACAAGGUGAACAAGGACCACCUGGUACAGGAUCCGAUGGCCUCAAGGGAGCCAGAGGCGACAAAGGUGAUGUAGGCCCCAAGGGGAUUGAAGGUGAACAAGGAAUAUCCGGUAAUAAAGGUUCUAGCGGUCCUGACGGACCCCGGGGACCUCAGGGUGACGCUGGAUCACGAGGCGAAAAGGGAGCCACAGGUCCACCAGGUCCUGCUGGAGUAAAAGGAGGGGAUGGAGAGAAAGGAAACGAGGGUGUAGCUGGUGAUAAGGGUGAUAUAGGACCUCAGGGCUUAACUGGACCUCAAGGUCCAGAGGGUCCUAUUGGACCACCAGGACAAGACGGUCCUAGAGGCGAAAAAGGUGAUGUUGGUGUCCCAGGUAUUAUCGGCAAACCAGGACAAGAUGGACCCCGUGGCGAUACAGGCUUAACUGGUGGUAAAGGUGAUCCUGGUCCUCGAGGUCCUAGCGGUGAUAAAGGUGCUCCCGGAGUUGCAGGGCCUACCGGAGAUAAGGGACGUGAUGGAAAUCCCGGUCCCCGGGGUCCUGAUGGUGAUAGCGGGGAUAAUGGAGCGCAAGGUCUUAAGGGUGACAAAGGCAAAAAAGGAGAGAAAGGAACGGGAACAGGAAUACCUGGACCUGAAGGAGCCCAAGGGGAAAAAGGCAAUCAAGGGCCUUCUGGCCAAGAUGGAUUCCCUGGUGACCCUGGUCCAAAUGGUGAUCCUGGCCGAGCUGGUGAUGUGGGUGCACCCGGAAACGACGGACCUCCCGGAGCUGAUGGUUCCCAAGGCCCUAGAGGAGACGUCGGCCCAAAUGGAAUUAGAGGAGACAUAGGUCCCCCAGGACAAAUGGGUGAAAAAGGAAGGCGUGGUUCUCCAGGCCAGGGAGAUUUUGGUUUUAUGUUAACAGUUCACAGCCAAGCUAGCUCUAUCCCUGAAUGCCCCAGCGGUACGACGCGAAUGUGGGAUGGUUACAGUUUAUUGUAUAUCCAAGGAAACGAACGUGCACAUGGUCAGGAUCUUGGUGAAGCUGGUUCCUGCAUACGAAGAUUUAGCACUAUGCCUUUCUUGUUCUGUAAUAUUAACAACGUUUGUAAUCUUGCCUCACGAAACGACUACAGUUAUUGGUUAGCAACAACUGAACCAAUUCCAAUGAUGCCAGCCAGAGAACAAGCGGUUGAAAAAUAUAUCGGACGUUGUUCUGUAUGUGAAGCUCCGUCUCAUGUCAUUGCUGUUCAUAGCCAGUCUACGUUAGAUCCAAAUUGUCCUGAAGGAUGGGAAGCUUUGUAUGGUGGAUACAGUUUCCUUAUGCAUAUCAGCUCUGGAUCAGAAGGUGCUGGUCAAUUGCUAUCCUCACCAGGCUCCUGUUUGAAAGACUUCCGCGCCAAUCCCUUCAUUGAAUGUCACGGGCGUGGCACGUGUCAGUUUUAUGCCAAUACAUACUCGUACUGGAUGACGACGGUUGAAGCCCAGAAUCAAUUCAGAACACAACAGCCAGAAACCCUCAAAGCCAACAAUUUACGAAGCCGCAUUAGCAAGUGCACAGUUUGUAUGAAAUCAAUCCCCGAUGUCGGAAAUGUCGGAAACCUUUAAAGACAAAAUUAGACAGAGUACUUAACCUGGAUAUGAACAAAUAUUCUUAAGUUCUUAUCGUUAAGUAUAAAGAUAACAAUAUGAUUACGUUCUAUUUUUCUGUUUCCUUUGUACAAAAUGUGCAAAAUACUGUAGGAGUUUAGAAAUUUGCAGAAUUUAAGCAUAUAUAUUUCUGCUUCGAUAAACUGGGCGUGCGCUGCCCUAAAGUUUCAAAACUGAAUAAAUACCUCUAAACCAAAUUGGCAAAUGGCUACAUAUUGCUCUACAUGUUCUUUUGUGAUAGUAUUUGAAGCGUGUGAAAUUUUAGCGCGAUAUAUUGGGAUUUUUAGGAUUAUGAAUAUAGACUUACAAUUAUAUAUCAUAAUUACAGGAAGUUAGUUUAGGUCUAGUUUUAAAAAAUGUAUCAUUUAUUAGUUAAAAAAUAUUCGAAAGUAUUAUUGAUUAAGAGAUAAUUUGCAAUGUGAUUUCUUAAGUACAUUUCAAUAUAUACCAAAUAAUUCAUGAUAUAUAUACCAAAUAAAAUGUAAGUUUAUGAUGAGGAAUAUAUGUAAUAGAAUAAUUUUGAU
Messenger RNA from Dendronephthya gigantea, 5609 nucleotides. RefSeq names its product fibril-forming collagen alpha chain-like. Bases 193 to 5043 code for a protein of 1616 amino acids. Gene Ontology annotation, cellular component: basement membrane; collagen trimer. Gene Ontology annotation, molecular function: extracellular matrix structural constituent. The record is from RefSeq and is a predicted model, not a curated record. The transcript is spliced from 42 exons. Lineage: Eukaryota; Metazoa; Cnidaria; Anthozoa; Malacalcyonacea; Nephtheidae.